Drosophila albomicans is the source of this 2395-nucleotide messenger RNA. RefSeq names its product nose resistant to fluoxetine protein 6. The transcript is spliced from 6 exons. The record is from RefSeq and is a predicted model, not a curated record. Gene Ontology annotation, molecular function: acyltransferase activity, transferring groups other than amino-acyl groups. Bases 87 to 2357 code for a protein of 756 amino acids. NCBI's taxonomy places the organism in Eukaryota, Metazoa, Arthropoda, Insecta, Diptera, Drosophilidae.
AACAGUUAGUUAGCGGAGCAUUCAAUUCCGUGCUCAUCUGCUCGUCGCUUCGUCUCGUCUCGUUUCGCUUCGUCUCGAUCAGGAUUAUGACAACGAAACUCCAUCAGCUGGCGAAGCCAGCAAUGGCGAUAGCAGCAUUUAUUCUACUGCUAGCAACAACAACAACAACAGCCACGGCUCAUUUGAACAAUGGCCAGGAUCUGCUGACGGGACACUCGCUGCCAAUGCAGAGCAGCUUGGCUCAUCAGUUCUUUGCCCUUGCCGCGGAGCAAAUUGCCAUUUCGAAUCAAACCGCCAGCACUGGCUUGCUGACCCCCAGCAACACAUAUGGCAACAAAGCCUACAACGAUGAUCUCUGUGAUCGAGAUGUGGCACGCAUCCGUGACGCAAUCGCCAAUAUGGAAGAGUGGGCACUCGAGUUUCCCGACACAUGGGGUCGUCUACCAGUUGGCUUCUUCUGGGGCCAUCUGAUCAGCAUGGGUCAAUACGAGGAAUGCGUUGCGGCUUCAAGCACUUACGGCGAUGAGAUUCGCGGUCAAUACUGCCUGACGCGUCUCAAUAUCACCCAAUUCUAUAGCCAAGUGAGGCGCAGGAAUGAGGAGACCUCAACAGCACGUAUCAGCUAUAAGCAAACUGAUCCACAAAUCUUUGAAUUGGGCGUAUGUGUGCCAAGCACGUGCAGUGCCGAGAAAACUGAUCUACUUCUCAAAUACGCUAUUGAACACUUUUAUGGCACUGAUUAUGUCAAUCUCACCGAGCAAAUGGUUUCGGAAAGUUGGUGUAAAUAUGAUGCACCAAUCGAAUUCCGUGGCGUCGAUAUUUUUGCCAUCGUUUUCUUCUCGCUGAUUGUCUUCUUCAUGAUAGCCAGCAGUAUCUACGACUUUGUACAGACUCGCAAUGGAGGACAAAAGAAACCACUUUAUUUGGCCUUCUCGGUGCUCCACAAUGCACCAAAGAUCUUCACAGUGAAACAGGUGAACAGUCCAAAUGUGAUUCACUGCUUGAACGGUCUGCGUUGCUUCAGUAUGAUGUGGGUGGUCUUUGGACACGGAUAUAUGACCUUCUAUGACCUGCCACACAUUAACCGCAACAUCUAUUAUGCGUGGCUGGAGACCCCGUACUCCAUGCUUGUGCAGAACGGUUCCCUCUGCGUGGACACCUUCUUCUUCAUGUCUGGCUUGCUGAUGUGCUGGGGAGCAUUCCGUGAAAUGGAGCGCACCAAGGGCAAACUGAACAUCCCCAUGAUGUACUUCCAUCGUUACAUUCGUCUCACUCCCGUCGUUGCCGUUGUCGUCCUCUACAUCAUGUCCCUAUACAAAUACUCGGGCGCCGGUCCCAUGUGGUUCAAGUUGGGCACCCAGGAUGCACGUUGCGCGGACACUUGGUGGGCCACACUCCUCUAUGUGCAGAACUAUGCCUUCCCCUACAGCAUUUGCGUGUCGCAAUCCUGGUAUCUAGCCGUAGAUACUCAGUUGUAUUUCCUGUCCCCAUUGUUCCUAAUUCCGCUGUGGAAGUGGGGCAAAAAGGCGCUCAUCCCAAUUGUGAUCUUUGGUCUGCUCUGCUUGGGCUGCACAGUUGCCACAUUCUUGCACAACGACUUCACGCUGUUCCGUGUCCAGGACGAUCAUGUUGAUCUUCGCCAGCGCCUCACGUAUUAUCCAACACACACACGCAUUCCCACAUGGUUGAUUGGCGUCAUCUUCGGCUACUUCCUCUUCACACGCAAUCGUGGACGUCAAAUUCCAUUGGCCAAGCACUGGGUGAUCACCGGCUGGGUGUUGGCCUUUGGCACCAUGCUCGCUGAUCUAUGGGGUCCCUACUGGCGCAUCCUGCCCCACACUCCGGAUUCCCCACUCAUUGAGGGCGCUUUGUUCGAGCCACUCAGUCGCAGCUCGUGGGCCUUUGCUAUUGGAUGGAUUGUUUGGGCCUGUUACAAUGGACACGGUGGUCUAAUCAACGACUUCCUCUCGUGGAGCUUCUUCACCGGUUUCAGUCGUCUUACCUAUUGCAUGUACGUGAUCCACAGAAUCGUUCAACUGGUGAAUGCCGCACGUCUGCAGACGGACACACAUUUCUCCGAUUACGAUGCGAUCCUGCGCUGGUGGCACGAUUUCGGUAUCACGCUGACUCUCUCCAUUUUUGCAACAUUGGCCUUUGAGGCUCCCAUUCUGGGCAUUGAAAAGGCCAUCUUCGGACGUGGUGACUCAAAGCCCGCUCCCAAGAAGCCCGCGCCCGUCGAUCAACCCAAGGCUGCUAGCGAGCCCCUUCAAGAACCUGUUCCUGCCACCACCGACGCUGAAAAAGUGUCCGAAAUUGAGCCUGCAAUCAGCAGAGCUGCAAAUCCAUCAAAUGCGUAACUGUAAUUAACAUAUUUACAAAUAAAUCUAUUUUUUUU